AUGCUUUACACCAUUCAAAAGCACAUAGUUUCAGUCUUAAGUGGAGUUCUUGAAGAGAAAUAUUACUACAGUUACUCGGAACACCAGCAGAAAUGCAGAUGGGAUGGCGACCCGUCCAAAUUAGUACCAGUGGUUGGAUACAAACGGGUUAAGCCUGAUGAGAAUGUUAUGAAAGAGAAUUUAUUCAAGAAUGGACCUUUGAUCGCCGCUAUAAAUUCAAAAUCAAUGGGCACAUAUACGGAAGGUAUUGAUGAACCAACAGACGAACAGUGUGACCCUGAAGAACUGAACCAUUCUGUAUUGAUAGUUGGAUACGGUGUUACUGUUACUCCCGAGCGAAAUGUCUCAUACUGGAUAAUCAAGAAUUCUUGGGGCGGAGACUUUGGAGAUAAGGGAUUCUACUACUUGGUGCGCGGGCGCAACGCGUGUGGUAUUGCUUCGGAUGUGUCUUAUACUUUUGUUGAUUAA
Amyelois transitella is the source of this 468-nucleotide messenger RNA. RefSeq lists its product as uncharacterized. The record is from RefSeq and is a predicted model, not a curated record. Gene Ontology annotation, cellular component: lysosome. Bases 1 to 468 code for a protein of 155 amino acids. NCBI's taxonomy places the organism in Eukaryota, Metazoa, Arthropoda, Insecta, Lepidoptera, Pyralidae. Gene Ontology annotation, molecular function: cysteine-type endopeptidase activity. The transcript is spliced from 4 exons.